GCGCCGCGAUCCGCGAGCCCACGCCACUUCUCUCCCCUUCGAUCUUCUCGUUCGUUUCCGGCCGUUUCCGCCUCUGGCCAACCCACCCUGGCGGCGGCAGAGCGGCACGGCACCGCGCACAGGCGCAGCAACCAUCCCGCGGCCCGCGCUCUCCUCCUCCGCCGACCGCCGCGCUCGUAGGCUUAGCGGGAAGGCGGGUUCCAGAGUCUAGUUUCUUCUACAACUCGGUACGAAGCCCUAGGCCACUCGCCAGCUAGCGGCGGCACCAUGACAGGGGUUGUGAGCUGGUACGGGCCGCUGAUCGACCUCUCCGCGGCCGCCAGCCAUGUCGGCGGCUUCGUGCAGCUGCUGGCGUCCGUUCGCCGCGUCCUGCCCCACCAGGAACAAAAUGCUACAACUGGGAGGACAUAUCAUAAAACCAUCAUUGAAGUCGGUGACGAUACAAGGUCCAGCUUCAGUGUGUCUCUGUGGUCCUCCAAGAAUAGUUCGACCAUAAUCGCUGGUGAUGUCUUAUUACUGCAAAAUAUUAGGAUAGUGGAAUUUAGGAAUGGUCUGGAGGGAAGAGCUUCUCAGAUAUCUGCAGUCCAAGUAUUGUUAAACUCUAAGGACUUGAUGAGCCCUGAAGGAAUAGGUGAGCUAAUAACUAGUUGUAAAGUGGGGGAUUCUACAAGAUCAAAGUUAAGAAAAGUGGCAGAGUGGACCCUACACACUAAAUGUGCUCUUAGGGAAAGUUAUCAUGAGUUGCAGGUGAUAUCGAAGAACUGGAAAGCAAAAGAGAAGGAAUCAACAUAUUUCUUGUUGAUAUCAGAACUACUCUCUCAGAGCAAGACAUGUAAUGUGAAUGUUUAUGCAUGUAUUGGCAAGAUUGUUUUAGUAACUUCUCCAACCUCUCACUUCAAGGGGCACUUGUCAGUCAUUGACAAACACUCCUUGAAAGAGCACCAUGAUAUUGUCCGAGAUUUCAUUACUGCCGGAUGCAAGUUAUGUGGUUCACCUCUACAUCAAACAAGUCUUCAUGGGGAAAGCACUUUUGCAAUUGAUUGUCCUAACAACCCAAAGUAUCUACAUGUUCUUGGCCAGAUAUACAAGCCAUUUAUGAUAUAUGUCUGUGACCAAUCUGGACAAGUUCCUUUGCUUGUAAGGAAUAAAGCUGCGGAGAUCUUAUUUUCUAAUAUCAUUGCAGAUGAUGUAUCUGAAUGCUACAACAGCUACCAAUGCAUGCUGUUAGAAACCUAUGAGUCUGGUAACUCGAGCACUUCUGGGAUGAUAGAUGACACUGGCAACAAAGGGAUGGCAAAAAGGAGAAGAAUUGAACAAAAGCCUAAUUUCCAUCUUAUUUGGCUUAUUAUGAUCAGAUGUCUGCUGAACCAAAGAAACAACAGUCCGUUUUGCUUCCAGAUUUCCGUCAACCCUGAGAAGAAUGUCGAGGAUGGACGUUUUGAGUUGGUUUCCUUGACAAUGCCAAUACCGUGAGAUGGUAAUUUUUCAUGCAACACAUGGCUUAGUUUGAAUUUGAAUUGAGUUGAUCUAUUUUAGAAAAAACACUGAAGGCCUUUUUUAAAGAAAAAUUGUUUUAGUUGCUCAUUGCAUCAAUUGAACUCUUGCUGAUCUGCUGGUCUGCACGGCAACAUGGUUAGGUUGACAGAACCAUCAGACUUUGACUACACAGUGUGGACAUGGUUCGACUUAGCAGAAACUGUAACUGGGCCAUUUAAUAGUAAUCGGGCUGUCUGAAACCCAUUUUUCACAAAUACAAGAUGAGACAUGCUGUCAGGAGUAACAUAGAAGCAAGUAGGUGAUGCAGUACGAUGAUGGUAAAGAUCUGAACCAGGAUCAACAUUCAGAAACAGCAAGUAGUUUAUCCCAUUGCUAUACUGUCUGCACCGAAAGCUUUUAUUUUUCAUCACCCCUCUGCAAAGAAGUCCGUGCUGAUGAUGUCAUUGUUACUUAAAUAGCAUCCUGCCUUAUAGUUACCAUGGUUAGCUGCAGCCUGCAGCACUAUCCUUAAACUGAAAAGGCUUGUCCAGCACUGAGCAGGAGGCAGAUAGUAGUGGUUCAAAAAUCUGUUGACAAUUUGACAUGAAGGUUUUUACUCAACCAAUGAGAUGGUUAUGAGGUGUUGUAUGUGCUAAAUUAACAUGGUAAUCCAUCCCUCAUGCUAACAAGACGAUGGAAUUUACAAGCAUUUUAUUUAUCUGCCUUGAGGGUGCAAACUUUUUAAGGCAAAGGAGUUGGCUAGAUCACUCUCUGCUUUUCAUUUGUUGGUACGGUAUACUUCGUCUUUCAACAACUUCCUGGCUCAGUUUUCAGGCUUCUUACAGAAGCAUGCUUUCUAAUAACCAUUUCCCUGCAUCUGAUAUACUCCAGAUAUGCCUGUUUGUUCAUGUUGUUCUAUUUCUUGCCAUUAACUUGCUUAUCACUCUUCCAUGGAAUUCUAUUUUUGGAUUGCUGUUUCUAAAAGCAACGUGAAGAGAAACACAACAUGGUCGUUCAGUUAAUCGAAAACUUAACGCUCUAUCAGUCUAACUGAAGUUUAUCUAGCUGAAUAGUUUUUAGCUGCCAAAACUUGUGUUCUGUUACCCAUUAACAUGCCUAAUAUUGUUAUUGUGCUUUUUAACUCUUGACUUGCUCAUAUGUUGUUCAGAAUUGUUAUCUUAUAUAUUAGCAUUUUUCUCUGAAUAAUCUAGUGUUUCAUUUCUUAUAUGAAAGAAACUUUACUUCAAGGUUUCUUACAUCAAAAGGUGAUAGACAGCUGAGCUUCAAUCAUAAUUAAUGUAAAGUUUUGCUCAACCUCCUUUCAAAGUCAACCUCUUCUUUGCAACGCAACCUAUAAUGAUGCUUUGAGAAGAUCAGUUCUAUGUUCUUUGUUGUAGUAAAGGUCACUAUUAUCUUCAUGCUGCCUACCAGUCGUCACGUUCCCCAUUUAUAUACUAGUACUAGUUGUUGCAGAUUGAUUAAUUUUACGCUAAGCACUGAGCAGAAGAAAGCAACACAAGCAUAUUGCCCCAAGAAAUAUACUUGCUAUACUCGCCAGAGUAUCUUCGACGUAGAAGAAACCUGUAAUCCUUUAAAUCCCAUGGAUGCUCUCAAAUCUUCAGUUACUUCCAAAGGCUUUGGCACUUCAUACUGAACGCAGUGGUAUCUGCAUCGGCUCAUCACCGGCGAAUUCUUAUUAGCUUAACGAUGAACUCUUCAAGCAUGAACAACGCCUUCCCGAUCAAAGGAGCUACGCAAAUUCCUGCAAUUAGUCCUGGCCCUGCAAAUUCGUCAGGAGGAAAUCUCCUAAUACCCAACAUGCCUCCAUGGGCCAAGUGGGUAGUUAGUGCCAUCAUAGUUGCAAUACCUAUUUACAGAAGGAUAAGAACAUCGGAAGAUUAGAGAAGAUGGCAGAGGUGACGAUCGAGGUGGUCGACACGGUGGCAGAGGUGACCGAGAAGGUGGCCGGCGAGAUUGCCGAAGCGUUCCCCGGCAACGAAGGUCUCAAUGAGGCUGCCUCGAAGAUUAAGACGGUUACAGAUGCGAGCAAGGAGGAUGCCGAGAAAGCCGAGGCCCUAAUCCAGAAGAAAACGGCUAAUGAUUUCCCUGGGAUGGAUGGAGCAGGUUGACGAGAUAAAGAAAUAGGCGGAUUCAAUAGUCGAUCCUAUAAUUGACAAUGUGGUCAAGGAUGAAUCUUAGGAAAACAACCCAAGGAGAGGAGACAAAUAAAAUAGCAGCCGAUGAAAAGAAGCAAACACUUGUUAGCAGUAACAGAAGAAACUACAGAGGCAAAAAGACGCGAUUCAUGUCAUUUUGCCUUUUACCUCUCUUGAUAUUUUCUAGUCAUGUGCUUGUACAGUUACUGACUUUCUACGAACCACUAGAAGUCAAAUCUGCUUGCUGCCUAUGAACUUCGCCGACAAACAGUGUUCCUGUACUUACUGUUGUGCUGUAAUUACAAAGGAAUGGUAAUUUGGUAAACUCU
Messenger RNA from Phragmites australis (common reed), 3961 nucleotides. RefSeq lists its product as uncharacterized. The record is from RefSeq and is a predicted model, not a curated record. Lineage: Eukaryota; Viridiplantae; Streptophyta; Magnoliopsida; Poales; Poaceae. Bases 268 to 1473 code for a protein of 401 amino acids. The transcript has 11 exons.